Messenger RNA from Cryptomeria japonica (Japanese cedar), 2458 nucleotides. Its product is annotated as putative 3,4-dihydroxy-2-butanone kinase. Lineage: Eukaryota; Viridiplantae; Streptophyta; Pinopsida; Cupressales; Cupressaceae. The coding region runs from base 292 to 2076 and encodes 594 amino acids. The record is from RefSeq and is a predicted model, not a curated record. Gene Ontology annotation, molecular function: glycerone kinase activity; ATP binding. Gene Ontology annotation, cellular component: cytosol. Gene Ontology annotation, biological process: glycerol catabolic process. The transcript has 20 exons.
AAGAAAAUGAUAAGGCGUGUUGGACAAGGCUUGUCGUCAUCUUGUCCGUAUUCUUCCCUUUCUUUCCCUCCUCUCAACAUCAUUUCAUGGUCAUCAUGAUCACAAUAUUAUUAUUUACUACAUCACCAUCUCCAUUAUAUUCCAACCAUAGAUAGCAAUAAUAUUUGCAGAUGAGAGGUCGGAUCGUUUUUAUUAUAAACGCAGCUGCACUUGAAAACUAGUUUAUACAUUUUUUAAAGGGUUUGGAUUUGCUGCGGGGGUUCGAUCCUGAGACCACUACGAAACGGAAUCAUGUCGUCCGCAGCGAAAAAGCUCAUAAACGAUGUCAAAGAUACUGUUACAGAGUUCAUUGAAGGCAUUGUGGAAACAUAUCCAAACUUGCAGUACUUAGAUGGCUUUCCUGAGGUUAAAGUAGUAUUGCGUGCUGAUAUAUCUCGGGGAACAUAUGAGAAGGUUGCAGUUAUAUCAGGAGGUGGGAGCGGACAUGAACCUGCACAUGCAGGAUUUGUAGGUGCUGGCAUGUUAACAGCUGCAAUUUGUGGAGACAUCUUUACUUCUCCUACUGCACAUUCUAUCUUGGCUGGAAUUCGGGCUGUUACAGGGCCUCAAGGUUGCCUUUUAAUUGUUACGAAUUAUACUGGCGACCGGCUGAAUUUUGGUCUAGCAGCUGAGCAAGCUAAGUCUGAAGGAUACAAAGUUGAGAUGGUUAUUGUUGGGGAAGAUUGUGCUCUUCCUCCUCCUCGAGGUAUAGCUGGUCGCAGAGGACUUGCAGGCACCAUUCUUGUUAACAAGGUUGCAGGAGCAGCAGCAGAAGCUGGUCUUCCUCUUGCUGAUGUUGCUGCAGAGGCAAUUCGUGCAGCUCAAAUGGUUGGAACGAUGGGUGUGGCUUUGUCAGUGUGUACCAUACCAGGUCAGGUCACAUCAGAUAGAUUAGGUCCUGGGAAAAUGGAGCUUGGCCUUGGAAUACAUGGUGAACCUGGAGCUGCUGUGGCUGAUUUACAACCAGUUGAAGUCAUCGUCUCUCAUGUUCUUAAACAGAUUUUGUCAAAGGAACCACAAUAUAUUCCAACUAAACGUGGAAGUAGGGUUGCAUUGUUGGUGAAUGGACUGGGUGCCACACCUUUGAUGGAGCUAAUGAUUGUAGCUGGGAAGGCAGUUGCUCAACUACAACUAGACCAUGGUCUUGCUGUGGAACGCGUUUAUACGGGUUCCUUAAUGACUUCUCUUGAUAUGGCAGGUUUUUCCCUAUCUGUUAUGAAGGUUGACUCAACAAUUCUGCCACGCUUAGAUGCUCACACAAAGGCACCUUCCUGGCCUGUUGGUGUUGAUGGACCUCGCCCAGCAACAACAAUACCUGUUCCUAUGGCUACUCAUUCUGUGGAAUCAAAAGAGGCUCCAUGUCGGCCACAAGAUUUGACUGUGCAAGGUAGGGUUCUUGAAGUUGCCAUCAAGGCUGGUGCUGAGGAGCUUAUUAAGCUUAAGGACACUUUAAAUGAGUGGGACGGCAAAAUUGGAGAUGGAGAUUGUGGGACCACGAUGUGUAAAGGAGCAAUUGCGAUUCUCGAGGAUAUGAAAAAUUUAUAUCCUUUAAAUGAUGCAACUGAGACUGUAAAUGAAAUUGGAGUCACUCUUAGAAGAGUUAUGGGUGGCACAAGUGGUGUACUAUAUGAUAUAUUUUGCAAAGCUGCAUAUGCCAAGUUGAAGGAAAGCACUUCAUCAAGCAUCCCACCAACACAAUGGGCUGCUGCGCUAGAUGCUGGUGUAGCAGCUGUGAGCAAGUAUGGUGGUGCUGUAGCAGGCUAUCGGACAAUGCUAGAUGCUUUAAUUCCUGCAUCCCUUGUGUUGCAAGAGAGGCUAGCUUCAGGGGAUGAUCCUUUGAUUGCUUUCGUUGUUUCAUCUGAGGCGGCCUCAACUGGUGCCGAGUCCACAAAGAACAUGGAAGCUCAGGCUGGCCGUUCUACAUAUGUACCAGGUGAUGUUCUUUCAUGUGUUCCAGACCCUGGUGCAAAAGCAGCAGCAGCAUGGUAUGGGGCAGUGGCUAAUGCAAUAGCAGACUAUUAUCAGAAAAUUUUGUGAGUCUAUUUGGUUAAGGUUCAGGUUUAAUGCUAAAUUAGUUUAUGUAUCCAUUUUUAGAGAUCAAGGCACUUAGUGCACCCUUCAAGGUUUCCGAACACAAAUGUUUGAAAUAAGGGAUUUUUAGUUUUACUAUAAUUGUUGAGAAUAUAUUAGAAGUUGUUCUUUAGACACCCAUGGCACAUCCACUUUGUUUACCUGUAGGUUUAGUAGGUAUUGAUGAUAUAUUGGCAUUGUGUAAAGCCCAAGGAAUGGAAUUUUGACAACUUUGUGGGGAUUUUGAUUUCAUUCCCCAUUUGAGUGCCAAUCAUAUCGUACUUUCAGAAAGGCCAUAUUUUCUCAAUUUUUUUGAUAAAAUAGAUGAGGGGUGUGUUCUUAGGGAAUA